This is a messenger RNA of Cricetulus griseus (Chinese hamster), 1062 nucleotides long. Lineage: Eukaryota; Metazoa; Chordata; Mammalia; Rodentia; Cricetidae. The record is from RefSeq and is a predicted model, not a curated record.
AGAGCUUCAUUUUCAAAGCCCUUUGGCAGGUGUGGAAAGAUGGCUCAUGCACGGAUCUCCAUGUACAUGCCUCCUGACAUUGACCCCACAAAGGCUGCCAUUGCUUACGGCUGUCGAGCCUUGCCCAAGCUUAAUGAGGAGCUGCAAUCGGAGGUUCUCCUGACAAGGCAGAAAGCCCUAGUGGCUCUGUGUGACCUCAUGCACGAUCCUGAGCAUGUCUAUGAGGCCAUCCACAUAGGCUGCCUGGAGAGCCUGAAGGUCCUGCUGAAGGAUGAAGAUAACCUGGUGCGGAUAAAGACCACCGAGGUGCUGCAUAUCAUGGCCACCCAUAAUAUAGGCAGAACUGGCCUCUUAGAGAAAGGUGUCAUCCUAGCCCUGGCAUUACUGCUGAGUGAUCACCAGAAAGUCUGCCGGGAGAACCUGCACCAGGCAUACAAGCAUGUGGCGCAGACGCCUGAAGGUGCCCGGGGCAUCACCAGUAGUGGCCUGAUCCCCUGGCUGGUAAAUAAGCUGAAUGCAGAGGAGGAACACAUUCAGGAGAUCAUCUUGGACACUCUGGCACCAUGCCUGCAGGAGGAUGCCACUCAGGCUCUAGAAAGCCAGGCUGUGCCCUAUUUUAAGAAGAAGCUCCUGAAUGACAACCCUAGAAUCCGCAGUAAGGCUGCUCGGGCACUCAUUGCCAUCAGCAUCCCUUUGGAGGGCAAGAACCAGGUGUGGCAGAAUGGUGUCAUUCCUAUUCUGGUGGAUCUCUUGUCAGAUGUUGAUGAGGAGGUACAGGCUAAUGCAGCUGGUGCCCUGAUGCAUGCGACAGUGACCACUGAAGGGAAAUACGCAGCCCUGGAUGCAAGUGCCAUCAACCCACUCCUGGAGUUGCUCUGCUCCUCACCUAUCAAGGUGUGUCUGAAUGCCGCCAAAGCCCUCACCAUGCUGGCCGAGGCCCCCGAAGGCCGCAAGUUACUGAGUUCCCAUGUGUCUACCUUCCGUGUCCUCCUGAUGCAUGAAAACGAGGCCAUACGACGAGCAGCCCAAGUAGCCAUCAAAGUGAUUGAGUGGAAGCCAUGA